CUCCAACCUAUGAGGAAAUGCUCGCCGAUGUGCGCUUUCCAUAGGAUUUUCUAUACUGUAAUACCUCAAAACGCGAAUGAGCAUCGACCGUGAACGUUGACGAGGAAUAAUUGCAGCGCUGAAGCCCCUCCAACAUAAGUCAAACACGGAAAAUGUUGUCGCAAUUACAACAAAGCCACAUAACUCUACACGCGUGAACAGCGAAAAGCAGAAGCAGAAAUAAUUAAAUAAUUUUCAUUGACUGCACUGAAGCCAAGUUGCAGGAGACCCAUUAAGAAAGAGCAGCCCCUUACAGCGUAAAAUUCGCCAGAAAUAGGAGCAGCAGCACUGCAGCCACAUUAAAACGAUCCAUCAACAUUGCCUGUCAUUCGCUAACGGCAUCAUCGUCACCACCACGGCAAUAAGAAACAAUACCGAGCAUCCGCCAAGAACAACUAACAAACAAACGAACCAACGAAAGCGAGUCGUCAGCAGCAGCAGUACGCUUUACCCUACUCGCUUCUCUCAGCUCACCCGCUUUGCGUACCGACACGACGGAUGCGUGCAGAAUUGUUCGAGUGUUUCGUAUUGAUUUAACGUUGUUUGCUAAACUAAAAGUACACAGCAAUACGAAUAAAAUAAAAGAAGCGAAUAAGUAGAAAGUUAUAAUUAAUAUAAUAAUGCUACAACAAAUACAAAUACAAAUACCAAUACCAAUACUAAUGCAGUAGAAAAGUGCUCUCAAUACAGUAAAACAAACAAACGAAAAAAAACUCACAGUUUCACUCUCGUGCAUUUUAGAGAGUCAAAAGUAACAACAACGAAAAGCAAUCAUCAGCUGUGUCGUAAAAGAGCAGCAGCGUGGUGUAGAAACGGAAAUCGAGACUAUAAUUCAAAAAGCAAAAAAUAAAACCAAAAACAACAAAUUAAAGACGCGACUUUCGCUGUCACUCUGCUGAUACUCAACAGAUCCGUUAAACAAACAAAAGUAGCACAAAAUGCCGCCAAACACGAAUACGAACACCGAAGAGCAGCUGCCGGAAGAAUCGACGCAAAGUCUGGAAGCGGCCGAUCAAAAGGUAGAAGACACCACGCAGCGUGAGGUAUUCCGUGAGCUAGCGCAAAAACAAAAUGAACAACCGCAAGGGGAAAGUCAAAAAAUGUUUACAGAAGCCACCACUUUGACACCAAAAACCACAACAGAAGCCGAAGAGGAACCCACCACAACAACUGUGUCUACCAUCCAGAAAAUCGGUCAUGCCGGCGAAGUCGUAACCGAAGUGAUUGCCGAGAAGACCGGUCUGCCCACAUGGGGCGUGGUGGCCAUUAUCAUAUUGGUAUUCCUCGUCGUCUUUGGUAUACUCUUCUUUUGUGUACGUCGUUUCUUGAAGAAGCGACGAACCAAAGAUGGUAAGGGUAAGAAGGGUGUCGAUAUGAAAUCGGUACAAUUAUUAGGAUCGGCGUACAAAGAGAAAGUUCAGCCUGAUAUGGAGGAACUCACCGAAAAUGCUGAAGAAGGCGAUGAGGAGGAUAAACAAAGCGAGCAAAAAUUGGGAAGACUGAAUUUUAAGCUCGAAUAUGACUUCAACUCGAACAGCUUAGCGGUCACCGUUAUACAAGCUGAAGAAUUGCCCGCGCUUGAUAUGGGCGGCACUUCGGAUCCUUACGUUAAAGUCUAUUUGCUGCCCGACAAGAAGAAGAAAUUCGAAACCAAGGUGCAUCGCAAAACAUUGAACCCGGUCUUCAAUGAAACCUUCACAUUUAAGAGCUUGCCGUAUGCCGAUGCCAUGAACAAGACGCUAGUGUUUGCCAUUUUCGAUUUCGAUCGUUUCUCCAAGCACGAUCAAAUCGGCGAGGUGAAGGUGCCACUCUGCACUAUUGACUUGGCGCAAACUAUUGAGGAAUGGCGAGAUUUGGUCAGCGUUGAAGGUGAAGGCGGACAGGAAAAGCUUGGCGAUAUCUGCUUCUCACUGCGUUACGUUCCAACUGCUGGCAAGCUAACUGUAGUCAUCUUAGAGGCCAAGAACUUGAAGAAGAUGGACGUCGGCGGAUUGUCUGAUCCAUAUGUGAAAAUUGCAAUCAUGCAAAAUGGAAAACGUUUGAAAAAGAAGAAGACAAGUAUCAAAAAAUGCACCCUCAACCCUUACUAUAAUGAGUCGUUCUCAUUUGAAGUACCAUUUGAACAAAUACAAAAAAUCUGUCUCGUCGUUACUGUUGUGGAUUACGAUCGUAUUGGUACAUCUGAGCCGAUUGGGCGCUGCAUACUCGGCUGUAUGGCUACCGGCACCGAAUUGCGACAUUGGUCCGAUAUGUUGGCCUCACCACGACGACCGAUUGCACAAUGGCAUACAUUGAAGGAUCCCGAGGAAACCGAUGAAAUACUGAAGAAUAUGAAGUAAAGUGACGGCAGUUUAUGUAGAAAGUACUAAGUAGGCGAGUGUGAAGAAUGUGAGACGUGAAGAUCAAGUUGUUCAUCAAUACAAUGAAUUCAUGUAGUAAACGCAAAAUAAAUCAACUUACAUAUUUACAUGCUCACUAUGUAAUAGUUACCCGUACCGCAACGCAAAAUGAACACUACUACAGCUGAGAUUAGUCUAACAGAACCAAAAAUUAAAACAAAUAUGCCGUCAACAACAACAACAACAACAAGAACCAAAUAAAUCAAACACAGCAACCGUAUAUACAUAUUAUACAACAAAAGUACCGUACAACAACAGGCAAACCGCUCAUCAUCAGUUCCACAUAGCAAAAGUAUAAAACUCUGGAGAAGAAACGUCUUAUUCGCAUAAAAAAUAUACAUACAUACAUCCUAUAUAUACAUAUAUAUAUAUACAUAAACAAAAGUAAUUGAAUUAUUUGUUAGGCCUCGACUCCGACCUCGAAACCAACAAUCAAACACACCGCGUUAAAACUAACUAGUGAAAUUUUGAAAAAAAAAAAUUAAAUAAAUUAAAAAUAAUUUGAGAUAUGUAGCCGGCAGUGUAAACGCAGCAUUAUGUCUGUGUGAAACUAUACGCAGUCAAAUGCAGCUUUGGCCGCGGGGAGGCGAGUCAUUUAUAAAAAAAAAAAAACUAAAACAAACCAAACACAAAAACUACACUUAGACAAAUAUUUAAAUAAUUACGAAAAUCACAUGCAUACAUGCGUAUAUAUACAAAAAAUAUGUAUGUGUGUACUUAUGUAUAUGAAAACCAACAAAAAAAAAUAACAAAAAACUCUGUAACUGUUGACUUCCUGUUAAAAUGUUUAUAUAAAAUCAUAUGCAAUGUAAGCAGACGCAUUGUAUUGUAUUCUAUUGUAUUGCAUCGUAUAGUAACUAUUGUGACCGUAUUGUACUAUAUAAAUAUUAUAUAUACAGUUAUUGAGAUGCCUCCAUUGUAUCGACAUAUGCUCUUUCCAAAAAGUUAUUUGUUUUCUGCUUUCAGCUCGAUUUUUUAGAGAGGAAGGGAGUUUUCACACUAUUAUAUGUAUUUGUUUGAUAAUUUCUAUGUACUAUUUAGUAUUGAAAAUGAUGUUUCAAAUGUUAAAACUAAAUUUACCAAAAACAAAACAAAAUGCUAAUUAAAAAUUAAAUAAACAUAAUAAUGAAAAUGUAACCUUUAAACCCACACCAAAAACAAAAAAGUAUAAACUAAAAGUUGCAAACAAUAAAUAAAAGAAUUUCAAUUUCUUAAUGCUGUUUGCCAUUUUUGUCACUAUUCCAAUUGUAAUGUAAAUUGUAUUUAAAUUUUAAUUAAAUAAUAAAGUUGUUAAACAUUUACGCCAUAAGAAAAUUAUGAAUUUUUCAAUUCAAAGCGUUUAAAAAUACUACAAAUAAUAUUUAUGCAGCAAAAAUAUAAAAAAAAAUAAAAAAACGAAAGCGCAUGGGAAGUUACAAUUUAUUUUCAAAAAUCUCUAAUUGUAGUACAUCAAAAAAAAUAAGAAAAAAACUUGCAUGACAUAACUGGGUUUUCGGCGAGUUUAUUUUUUUAAAUAAAUUUUAUUGGUGUUACAGCAACACCAACAUUCACUGGGGUUUCAGCUAAGUUUUCGAAAAUAAAUAUAAAGUGCAGGACAUCAAAAUUUUUUUGUAUAUUUCAUUCAGCUUUAUCUUUAAAUCAGCAGUCACUUAAAAAAUAUUUUCUUGUUCAAUUAAAAUGUGAAUUAAUUUUAUUUAAUUAAAAAUUAAUAAAUUCGAUUCGAUCGUAACACUCACCUUUUGUGGGAACUCCGAUCAUUCGCCUCAAGUGUGCAAUAAUUUCUCAGCGAAAUAACUUUGGAUAACUUAAAAAAAUCUUACAAUCUUGCCACAGUUCUCAUUUGUGCGAUUGUUUAACUUUGGACCAUAAAUCUUCGCUUCAUAAAGAGAAAACUACUGAUGUUAACGCUUUACGCAAGUCAGCUUUGUACACAAAUUAAAAAAUUACAAUUAUGAGGUCGAAUAUUUUUUUCAUUUUCCUUUAAUGGAGUUUUAAUGGGAUAAGUGCUCACUAAAUUGUAUGGACUUUGCAACGAGUUGUAAUCGAUAAUGUCAAUAGAGAUUAGACGUCUAGGUUAGGUCGAAGAGUAGAUCUCCGCAUCUACUGAGAAUAUCACUUAGACAGCAUAGACUGUCCUUUAUGACACCCACAUACUCCUAACGGAUCACCAAGACCCUCAUGUUUCGACAAAACACUUGGACUCUGUUAUAAAUCUUUCUUUAAUCGGCUAAUGUCGAUUCCAGUCACUGCGCUGGAUUCGCCGAAGGUGUGUCUACCGAGGUGUUUUAACCUUAGUGUAGCGAAAGCUGCACAUUGCAGAAGGAAGUGCUUGGAUGAUUCCUCUUCGCCUUCCCAUAAGCAACUUACUGACGUCUGACUUGAUUUCUAAUCUCACCUCAUAUGUGCCUAUUGGACAGUGACCAGUAAGCACUCUAAUUAUUCAGGCGAGAUGAACCUUCCUAAGCUAGAUUUUACGACUGCUUUAAAGCGUUCUUAAAAAAGAGAGAUUAUAAACUAAAAAUAAUAGUUAAAAAUAGAAAAUAACUUCAAUGCACACAAAAUCAGAAAAAAAUAAUUUCCAGCUGAAAACCCAAUUCAUGUUCAAUGCUAAGUACCUUUGUAAAGAACAUUUAUUGUCAUAAUCGUCAUUACUUACAAAAAAAUAUGUACAAUAUGUAUUUAAUUUGUAGCAUAUAUGCCCGUUUUUUUUUUGUUUUUCAUAAAAGACGGAAGUAAAAUAAUGAAUAAUUAUAAUAUUUAUAUUCAAAUUUACCUUUAUGUUUUUUCUAAAUUCUAUUUCACUUUAAAUGCAACAACACAUUUAGGUAUGUGCAUCGCAUGAUUGCAUUUCGUAUAUGUUUGUAUGUCUAUGUAAGUGUAAACUAUUUAGAAAAAUUACUAAUUAUUAUUAAUAAAUUUAAAAAUAAAAUAUUUAAUGAAUCAUGUUUAAAUAAAUAUAUUGUAGAAAGUUUAACUUCACGCGUGAUUGCAAAAAGCAAAUAUCAUCGGUUCUUGGAAGCCACAAAACAAUAAUUUAAAAUACAUACAUAUAUGGAGAAGGCAUAAUAUUAGUAAUUACAUAUUAUAUAUAUGUAUGUGUGUAAAAAUGCAUACGCACAUAAAUGUUUUUAUUUGUUUGGUUUUUUGUAUUAAAUUUAUAGUUUUUUUGAUUUAUACUUAUGUGAAAAUAAAUAGACGUCUAUGAGUUAAGGAUUUAUUAAAAUUGAAAUAUUGGAAGUCAUUAUUAGUACACAUAUAACUAAUAUUAAGAAGAUUAUUAAAUUCUAAUGAUUUAAUUAUAAUCUGAUUUUUGAAAUAACAAUUUGAUUUAUAUUUUACGUAUUGAUUUUUAUUAACUUGUUUUAUGAUUUUUUUUUUAAUUUUUUUUUUUAUAUUUGUUUAUUUUUUUUUCAUAAUAUAAUUACUGUGUAUAUAAUUAUUUUUUAUAUAGUAUGUGUUCCUAUUUUUGGUUUGUUUGAGAAAUCUUUUAGUUUAAUUAAACUUAUUUUAUUAAAUUUAGUUUAAAGAGUUAUCGAUUUCCUUUUCACCUUAUCACCACAAUGAGGCGUUAAUCGUUUUUUGAAAGAUGUGCUUAUGUGGCAUGCUGCUUUUAUUUAUGUAAAAAUCGUUGGAAUUUAUAUUAAAUAUAUAUAUAUAUAUAUAUAUAUAUAUAUAUAUAUAUAUACAAUAUAUAUAUACAAAUAAUAAUAGAUAUUUAGAAUUUGAAAACUCAUAUUUAAUACUAUAAUUAAAAUAUUUAAAGACAUAUUAAGAACAAUAAUAGUUAUUACUGCUAAUUUAUACUAUAUUAAGGAUAAAUGGUUAAGGCAGACAACACAGCAUGCAGUGAAUUUAACAAAAAAUAAAAAAUAUGUUAUUCAAUGGUAACAAAAACAAAACAAAAAUAAUAAAACUAAACGAACAUAACCAAACUUAUUUUAAGUGACAAAGAUAAAUGCAACAAGAAGAUAUCAUUGUUAUGAAGAAGGUACCACUAUUGAUUUUUAAACUAAAUAGACAAUUAAUAAAAUAUGUAUAUGUUUUUGUCUUGUAAAAAUAUAUAUAGUUAAGGUCUAUACACAAACUCGUACCGCAACUAAACAUACUGUUAAAUUGCAUAACACACAAAUAAUGGAACACUAAACAGCAGUUACACUUACAGAAAUACAUAUAUAUAUAAUAACGGCAAUAUAUUGUUAUUGCAAUUUUUAAGAUAACUUUAAUUUAGCAUGGGAUGAAGGUAUGACUAUCCGUAAAACCGUAAACCGUUUGUCGCGAGUAAUAUGGUAAAGCGGAUAUAAGAAAAAUGUGCAAAACAACUGUAGGUGGUGUAAAAAGAAAAAUAAAUUGCUAUGGAAAGUUAAAUUAAACAUUAGAUUACACAUAGUUGCACUAUACAAACUUAUAUUAUACAUAUUAAAUAAUAAAAAUAAAAGAAAAUUAGAAAUUAAUAAAUAUAUAUAUAUAUAUAUAAACAAUACCUAUAUACCACAACAAAAAAAAAAAACAAAACUAAUGCGACACUAAUUAUUAAUACUAAAAAAGAUUGUUAAUUUUGAUUACAAUGAGGCAUACAUAUUAUUAACAAUUACAUACAUAAAUACGAGUAUAUAAUAAAAAUUGCAAAUGAAAAUAAAAUAUGUAUUUGGUUUUAUUUAUAUAAACAUGACAUUUAAACCACACUGACACUUGCAGAACUCCAUAUUUUGUAUCUACCACAAUACACAAUAUCAAUCUCUGUCAUUUGUAUGUAUAUUAAUAAAUUAUCGAAAACGCUAGGUUGAACUUCCAUCUCUACGAAAGAACUUAAGUACCUCUCUCUCACUCUCUCUUUUUGAAAGAACGAAAGAAACAAGUACCCGCGCAAUGAUUUUGGGUAACACACAUGCAUACAUAUGAGUUAAACGGUUAGCAGAGUUAGCAAGCAGAACACCUACUUACAUACAUACAUACAUAAGUAGCCAUUUAUAAACCAUUUAAAAUUUAUAUAUAAAUAUAUAUCUAUAUACAUGUGAAAUAUGUGUGUAUCCACUGACAACCAUGAAACUGCUCAUCUAGGCAAAAAUACAUAUGAAAAGUAAACAAAUUUAAUAAGUUAGAAAUCAAGAAAAUCAAACUCACAGCGACUAGUUUUCAUUUGAAAUGACCGACACAUAUGUACGUAGAGCGCUGACAAGAUAGCUUAAAUAUACAGCAGAUUUGCUACAGCACUACCAAAUCCCUCUCUUUAAUAGUAACGGAAUUUAUUUUUCAAAUAGCCAACUCAAUAUAUUCUAUACAUUUCAUUUUCGAAAAUUUUAAUUCUAACAAGUGUAGUAUACUUCAUUCGUAGACACGUUGAAAGCUUUAUUGUGAGAUCAGUGUUGUUGCAAAGAGAGGGACUGACGCUAGAUCGCGGAAUUUUAUGCGCACCGCGCAUUGAACCAUAUGUCGACGAUUUUUAUAAAUCUAUAGAAUAUCAAUUUUAUAUUUUAUAUAAAAUUCAAGAUAAAAAAAUUCAAAAUCACUGUGGGCAUGCGAACGUAAUAACAAAAAUAAUUGCAAGAAAAAAAAUUAAAACGAAAACAAAAACAAAAAAAAACAUAAUCUUGAUAUAAAAUAUAUACUAUCAAAUGGAAAUGGCAUACAAAUAAUCAUCUAUACAUAAUCAUCAGCACCGCAUAGUAUGAAUUAAUCAGCUAAAUAAAAUUGAUA
Messenger RNA from Zeugodacus cucurbitae (melon fly), 8132 nucleotides. RefSeq names its product synaptotagmin 1. The coding region runs from base 978 to 2378 and encodes 466 amino acids. Gene Ontology annotation, molecular function: calcium-dependent phospholipid binding; calcium ion binding; clathrin binding. NCBI's taxonomy places the organism in Eukaryota, Metazoa, Arthropoda, Insecta, Diptera, Tephritidae. Gene Ontology annotation, biological process: regulation of dopamine secretion; cellular response to calcium ion; calcium ion-regulated exocytosis of neurotransmitter. The record is from RefSeq and is a predicted model, not a curated record. The transcript has 12 exons. Gene Ontology annotation, cellular component: axon; dense core granule; synaptic vesicle membrane.